UCUACCGACUGAAAGGAACAUUUGUCAAAUAUAAAAUAAACAUAAAUCUAAUUUCAAGAAUGUUUCUCACCAAUUCUGGAAUACUAAGGACAUAUCAAAAUUUAAAAGGGAUGCUUAGAAUCAUAACUUUAUUAUCGGUACUUGUUGGUGUUCAUCUAGCAACGACAACAACAAGGUCACCGGAAUGGGAAGGAACAACUGAUAUUCCCGAAGAGAUUGAGGUUGGCGAAGAUGUCACAACAAACAAUUCUUCAAUACCCACUACACCACUUGCUAAUGAUCCAAUAGAACAGAAUGAUUUUUACAACCCCACUAGACGUCCGCAAAAUGUUAACAGCAAGACAACAAAACCAGUUAAAGUAAUUUCAAUGACAACUGUUAAAAGUACAAGAAAGACUACCUCAGAACCAACGGAAGCACCAGAAGCAAUGGAAACAGAGGUUGAAUACGAAGGAACAAGCGGUGGGAACGCAACAAGUAAAAGUAAUCUACAACGCAAAAAUACAGGCAGUUGUCCACCCUUACAUGAUGCCAUAGUGGAACAUCAUGUCAUAUUGAGGCACGGAGAAUGUGAAAUUGUGAUAUCUCAAGACGAUUCAAUCCGCUGGUUUAAUAAGCCUGGAAAAAGUCCCCCCAGUGUAUUCGUACGUCACAUCAACACCUGAUUUCAGCUGGCUAUGGUGGUAUUAUUCAAAGAAAUGAUGAAAAGAUAGAUUGGAUGUUUUUCUCGAAAGAAAGAGAAAAAAAAACUAACAUUUACACAUAUGUUUUAUCGACAUACAUUUCAUAAACCGUGUUAUUUAUACAAGGAAAACAUUGUUUACUUACAGAUAUGUCGGUCAGUUCUAAAUUUAUCUAAUUUUUGUUCUGUCACCCUCCAUGGCACAGUUAAUCUAUUUUGUUAA
Messenger RNA from Mytilus californianus (California mussel), 905 nucleotides. RefSeq lists its product as uncharacterized. NCBI's taxonomy places the organism in Eukaryota, Metazoa, Mollusca, Bivalvia, Mytilida, Mytilidae. Bases 60 to 665 code for a protein of 201 amino acids. The transcript is spliced from 6 exons. The record is from RefSeq and is a predicted model, not a curated record.